UUUUUUUCCCACCCAAAACCUUACACUUCCGCAAUGCGCCGCUCCCAGCUCGCCGUCCGAGUAUUAAAGUUGUCAUGUCGCCCAUUAGGUUCCCCAAAGCAUCACGCUCACUCGAAUCGAAAUCAGCGAGAAGGGCACAAGGAAAGCCAUACCCCCUAAAAUCAGCAAAGCCCUCCGGUCUGUUCUUUUUAUGCACUUGAUCUAGGGCAACAAUCAGCGGCUCCAGUUCCAUUUCAUUCCCGCCGAUCAUUCUUCGACAUGUCGCCGUCCGGGGCUGUGGAGAAGCAUGAGGAGGGCGAUGAGGCAGCCCUCGCUGGCGGUGAGCUGCUUUACUGUGGCAGCACGAUCUGGGAGACCAUGGGAAGGAAGACGGUGGCGACCGAAAGAAACCUUGUGUCGCCGACAAGACUUCGUAACCUUGUUGGGGUGGAUAUUCGCUUUGUCGCUUCCGGUUGCGCUUCCUGUCACUGUGUUGCUUUGGAUGUUGGAGGCCGCUGCUAUACUUGGGGACGCAAUGAGAAAAGUCAACUAGGGCAUGGUGAUACCCUAAAUCGAAGUCUACCAACAAUUGUUUAUGGAUUAUCAAAGCAUAAAAUAGUCAAUGCUGCUACGGGGAGAAAUCAUACUGUGGUCAUUACUGAUGAUAGAAAAUCAUUCUCAUUUGGCUUCAAUAAACAUGGACAGUUGGGAACUGGUUCUACGCGAAAUGAAAUUGAGGCAUUUCCAGUAGCAUCUUUGGUUUCUGAAGUCACAAAAGCUGCUUGCGGAGCUGAUUUUACUGCAUGGCUGUCAUCUGUGGAAGGAUCUUCAAUAAUAACUGCUGGUCUUCCACAAUACGGACAACUUGGACAUGGCACUGAUAAUGAGUAUAAUACAAAAGAAAGUUCAGUUAAAUUAGCUUAUGAGCCUCAGCCUCGUCCCCGAGCAAUAUCUUCACUGUCAGGAAAAACUAUCACAAAAGUUGCUUGCGGAACGAACCAUACAGUUGCUGUGGAUUCAGAUGGCUUUGUGUACACGUGGGGUUUUGGCGGCUAUGGAAGGCUAGGUCAUAGGGAGCCAAAGGAUGAAUGGGUACCCCGUCUUGUAGAAGUCUUCCAAAGGAAAAAUGUCCUUCCACAUGAUGCUGUUAUUUCUGCCGGUUCUGUUAAUUCAGCUUGCACUGGAGGUGGUGAUACCCAUAUGUAUGGUUUUUGAAAAAUUACUCAUCAUGAUUGGUUGUAUCCUUUGUCUUUUAACAGUGGAUGGAACAUUAGAUGCAUGGCAUCUGGUAACUUGCAUCAUGUUAUUGGUGCUGACGAUUCAUGUAUAAGUUGGGGGCAUGCUCAGUAUGGAGAGCUGGGUUAUGGUUCCUUGGGUCCGAAAACUUCUACAACACCCAAAAAGAUUGACAGUCUGGAGGGCAUGCAUGUCAAGAGUGUGGCUUGUGGACUUGGUCUUUCUCUGAUCGUUGUUGAUAGGGAAAAUAUUGGUGAUCGACUGGAUAAUUUGGAGAUCUAUGAUGGUGAGACUGCUGAAGGAGCUGUGGAGAGCAAUGCUGCUGCUGCUAGGAACACAACUAACAAAACUGAAUUGAAAUCAGCUUCCAAGAAAAGGAAGCAGUUGGAGGAUCCACCUGAAGAGUAUGAAGAGGAAGAACAUGAUAGUGAUGACUAUAAAGAUGAGGUUAACGGUGAAUCUGUUAGUACAAGGAGUAAACGAGGUGGGAAACGCUCCGGCAGGGGCCGCGGCAACCGCGGCAAGGGAUCAAAAAACAUAGCUGCAGAGGCUAAGAGUUCUGGUCGAGGAAGGGGACGUCCCAAGUCUGAUGACAAAGUCUUCUCUGGUCGUGGUAGGAAGAGAGCAAAGAGCAGAUGAUCUAAAGCUCAGGUAAGGUAAAGAGUAGAUGUUUGGUUCUUAUUAAACUAAUUUGGUUUAGGUUUAAACAACUCGAUUUGAAUCAUUUAGAAAUUUUCUUUUUCUGCCUAACUAUAAUUCUUACUGCUUUUUAAUGAGUCAGAAUUUCUUCACUUUUUUUUUUAUUUGGACAGCCAUACUACAUUAUGCUGUAUAAUUCCUCACAGAUGUAUCUUACUUCUGAUCUUUAGGAACUAUUUUCCUAACAUUUAAACUGAUAUCUUGAUGACUAAUAUAUUUAGAGCUUGCUUUUUCACUGAAGCCAGCCUUUUGAAGGAA
Messenger RNA from Dendrobium catenatum, 2172 nucleotides. RefSeq names its product protein RCC2 homolog. NCBI's taxonomy places the organism in Eukaryota, Viridiplantae, Streptophyta, Magnoliopsida, Asparagales, Orchidaceae. The record is from RefSeq and is a predicted model, not a curated record. The transcript has 16 exons.